Molecule: messenger RNA, 1992 nt
Organism: Acaulospora colombiana
Lineage: Eukaryota; Fungi; Glomeromycota; Glomeromycetes; Diversisporales; Acaulosporaceae
Source: the annotation of a GenBank genome assembly
AUGGGUUGGGAUGCAUUUGGUCUUCCCGCCGAAAAUGCAGCCAUGGAACGUGGUAUCCAUCCGGCCGAUUGGACCAAGUCUAAUAUUGCCUCUAUGAAAAUACAGAUGGAAAAAAUUCUGACCGAUUUUGAUUGGGAUAGGGAAGUGACCACCUGUUAUCCAGAAUAUUAUAAAUGGACUCAGUAUCUCUUUCUUCAAAUGUACAAAGCCGGUCUGGCUUAUCAAAAAGAAGCGGUUGUGAAUUGGGAUCCAAUCGAUCAAACUGUCUUGGCCAAUGAACAAGUGGACUCGGAAGGACGUUCAUGGAGAUCUGGAGCUAAAGUUGAAUGUAGAAAAUUAAAGCAAUGGUUCUUGAAGAUCACAAGAUUUGUAGAACCUUUAUUGAAUGAUCUUGAUACGCUAGAUAAGUGGCCGGAUCGCGUCAAGCAAAUGCAAAGAUUUUGGAUCGGAAAAUCAAGAGGCGCCGAGUUUGAUUUUGUAGUGAAUUUAAGUUCACACGAAUCUCCGUAUACGAUCAAAGUUUUCACAAGUAGGCCUGACACGAUAUUCGGCGUUCAAUAUCUUGCUAUUUCUAUGGAUCAUCCACUUAUAUCGAAAGAGUAUUUUCCACAAGAGACGCUUUCCAGUGUGUUGGAGUUUGUGGAAAUAUUUGAACAUCAGGGAACAAGACUGAAGGACGAAAAAGUUGGAAAGGGAGUUUAUGCGACUCAUCCAAUUACUGGUUCUCCGGUACCCAUAUAUGUGGCACCUUACGUGGUUUCUGAUUAUGGUACAGGUGCAGUGAUGGGUGUACCAGCCCAUGACGAACGCGACUGGGAAUUUUUUAAACAGAAUUUGCUUGAUAGCGAGGGAGAUGUCAAAAGGGUUGUCGAGCCCCCCGAACAAAGAGGUAGCUUAAAGCUGGACCCUUCAAGCAAUAGAGUUUACACAUCAUUAGGGAUCUUGACAGAUGAUUGUGGAAAAUAUGCUGGAUUGUCGAGUAAAGAGGCAAUGAAAAGAAUUGUUCACGACGCUCAGGAGGCAGGACCGUUCAGUUCACAGAAAGCUUCUGAAUUACUUCCAGUCAAUAUAUACGGUAUGUUUUUCCUUGGAAACGACACCAACGUCGCAAAUAAAGACGAACCAUUUAAGCAAUUAAUAACCCAGGGUAUGGUUCAUGGGAAGACUUUCAAAGACCCAAAAUCCGGAAGAUUCUUGAAACCCGAAGAAAUUGAUCUAACAGAUCCGAGCAAUCCAAUCCAAAUUUCAACUGGUCUUACGCCCGUAGUUACGUUUGAAAAAAUGUCUAAAAGCAAGUACAAUGGCGUUGAUCCAGAAACAACAAUAAAUAAUUAUGGUGCUGAUGCCACGAGAUUACAUAUGCUUUAUAAAGCUCCGGUGUCUGAAGUGCUCGAAUGGGAGGAAGCGAGUAUCGUGGGUAUGCAAAGAUGGAUUUUGAGAGUUAGAAGGCUUGUGGAAAAUGUAGUUUCAAAGGGACUAAGGACAAUCGAUUCAAGUGCAAUCAGUAAUCUGAGUUUGAUGAGCAAGGCCGAAAAAGAAACUUACAGGAUUAUAAAUAUUACAAUUAAAGAGGUGACAGCAGCACUUGAGGAAGGUCAUUCAUUUAACACCGCAAUUUCAUCAUUGAUAAAAUUGACGAAUCAUCUAAUUGGCAUUUCACCAAAUCUGAGCGAAAAAACCUUGCAAGAAAGGGCAACUGUCGACUCAAAUAAUUUAUCCCUAUACGAAUAUGGAGUAAGAGCAUUGAUAAAAAUGAUUUCCCCGAUGGCUCCAGCCAUUGGUGAAGAAUUCUGGGAGAUUUUAAACAAGGACCAACAUUACUGGCAGCAGCCAGUGAAUGAUGUUGAUACCGUUAAUCUUAAAAGUACGAUAUUUGAUGAAUCUUGGCCAAAAGUUGAUGAGAAAGGACUGAACGUCGAGGAAGUUACAUGCGUCGUUCAGGUGGGACGGUCUUCUCGAUUUGUCUGUGAAGAUUUGAUUGUUGGAAAUUAA